AUGAGUUACCCCGGCUCUGUGGUCCUUAGUCCUUGGGCCACUUACAACGAUAGCAAAGUUCGUGAUAUCAACGAAACAGUUGGAUUCAAACAAACAAUCUAUUUCGCAAAUGAUUUGGUGGAAUACGAAAUUAUAAUGAAACUAAUCAAUGAAGUGAUAAGAUUCCCCAUUCGUUUUAUUCUAGUUUUGGAAAAUACUGUGACGUCCAAUCAAGAGCUGUAUGAUUUUAUAGAAGUGACGUCGAAGAACGACCAGGCAGACUUGAUUGUAGUCAGUGAAAUGAAUACUGGAGAAGUAAAAUUGUCAACGUUUUUUCCAUACAGUGAAGGUUUAUGUGGCAAUUAUACACCAGUGUUUAUGAAGUACGGUCAAAAUAUGUUUCCUAAGAAAUUCAGCAAUUUUUAUCAAUGUCCUAUCAGAACAGCCCUUCUAGAAUAUUUUCCUUACGUUACUGUACAGGCAGAAGAAGGGAGGAUCACAUCAGUUGGCGGUUACGAUGGGAAAAUACUUAUGAUAAUACUACACAAAUUGAAUGCUUCAUUAGAUGUAACAUCUGCUUACAAUAAUAGCAUUUUUGGGACAUAUGUUAAUGGAACGGCAACUGGUUCCAUUGGAGAUUUGGCUACUGAAAAAGCUGAUAUACUUAUUCCAGCUGACAUUCUUACAGAGAAAAGAUAUACUGUGACUCUUCCGUCUCAUACUUACCAUACAGUGGACAUUCGUUGGGUGGGCCGAAGGCAGCGCGAAGUCUAUGAUUGGCUAAAGUUUAUUAUUCCUGAUCAAACAAAUUUUACUUAUCUACAUGGUCUGGUGUAUAUUUCUUUUCUGAUUUCCGCUAGUUUGGUGAUAAAAUGUAAACCGCAUUUGACCAGUGCAACUAACCGCGUUCUGUACCAAUCGUUUAUCAUAUUAUUGGGUCAGUCAGUGAAAUUUGUCACGAGGUCGUUUCUCCUCAAUACUCUUUUCGUGUUAUGGAUUUGGUUCUGCUUCUUCUUCAGAAUCGACUAUCAAGCAGAUCUUGUGAACGCGUUACAAACCCCAGAUUUAGAACCACCAUUUGAAUCUGUUGAAGAUGCAGUCAAAAAAGUGGAUGGGUACGGCGGAGUAGAAGUGGUGGUCGAAUAUUACAAAGACACUCCAUUGGAACACAACUACAAAGUGAUACCAAUGAAUGAAUUGAGAACAUAUAUUCGUCGUAUCUUUGAUGGAGAGAAUUUUCUUCUAGCAACGGAUAUAGCUUUGGUUAAUCUUCUGGCGCCUUACGUUCAAAUACUUGAAAAACGUAUCAGUGCUACUGGUGCUAGUUUCUACAUGCGGCCUGGAUGGCCAGCUGCGAAGGACGUGGAUGAUGUAAUAUUCAGUCUAGUUGAAGCUGGUGUUAUAGAUAAAAUUUUGAGCGAUGGAAAUAAUCACAAAUGGAUUUUAGACAAGAAAGACAUUAAUGAUGAAGUGAUACCUAUUGGUAUAGCUUUCUCGAAGAUAAACACGCUAUUUUAUGGUUUAAUUUUCAUGUGGGUCGUUUGUGGUAUAAUAUUGCUUAUAGAAAUGAAACAUUUCAAAAAUAAUAUUAAUAAAGUACAAAGGAAAUAG
Spodoptera exigua (beet armyworm) is the source of this 1590-nucleotide messenger RNA. The record is from the annotation of a GenBank genome assembly. Lineage: Eukaryota; Metazoa; Arthropoda; Insecta; Lepidoptera; Noctuidae.